CAGGCUGUCAGGCUGUCUAGUCACAGAGGAAGGCUGUGCUUCUCUGGUCUCAGCUCUGAGGUCAAACCCCUCACACCUGAGAGAGCUGGACCUGAGCUACAAUCACCCAGGAGACUCAGGAGUGAAGCUGCUCUCUGCUGGACUGGAGGAUCCACACUGCAGACUGGAGAAACUCAAUGUGGAACAUGGUGGAGAGAACAGAAUGAAACCUGGACUUAGAAAAUAUGUCUGUGAUCUCACACUGGACCUAAACACAGUAGACAGAAAACUCUCUCUGUCUGAGGAGAACAGAAAGGUGACAUGUAGGAGAGAGGAGCAGCCGUAUCCUGAUCACCCAGAGAGAUUUGAGGACUGUGGACAGGUGCUGUGUAGAGAGGGUCUGACUGGGCGCUGUUACUGGGAGGUAGAGUGGAGUGGGAGAGGGGCUGAUAUAGGAGUGACAUAUAAAGGAAUCAGCAGGAGAGGAGGUGAUGACUGUUGGCUUGGAUACAAUGACAAGUCCUGGUGUCUGAACUGCUUUGACAACAGUUACUCUGCCAGUCACAAUAAUAAACCCACUACCAUAGACGUCCGCCCCUCCAGCCCCCACAGAGUAGGAGUGUAUCUGGACUGGCCAGCCGGCACUCUGUCCUUCUAUAGAGCCUCCUCUGACACACUGACCCACCUGAUCACAUUCACCUCCACAUUCACUGAGCCCCUCUAUCCAGGGUUUAGGGUUUGGAAAUGCUCCUCCUCUGAAAUAAUAACCUGACACACAAACUGGACACACACACACACACACACACACACACACACACACACACACACACACACACACACACACACACACACACACACACACACACACACACACACACACACACACACACUGGAUUCACACACACACACACUGGAUUCACACACACACACACUGGACUCACACACACAGACAAGACACACACACACACUGGACACACACACUGGACACACAAACAUGCACACACACACACACACUGGACAAACACACACAUACACUGGACAAACACACACACACACACUGGACAAACACACACACACACACUGGACAAACAAAAACACACACACUGGACUCACACACACACUGGACUCACACACACACACACACCGGACUCACACACACACACUGGACUCAUACACACACACUGGAAUCACACACACACACACACUGGACUCACACACACACAGACUGGACUCACACACACAGACAAGACACACACAGACUGGACACAAACACACACACACUGGAAUCACACACACACACACACUGGACUCACACACACACACACACACUGGACUCACACACACUCAUUGGACUCACACACACAGACAAGACACACACACAUUGGACAAACACACACACAAACACACACACACACACUGGACUCACACACACACUGGACAAACACACACACACGUACACACUGGACAAACACAAACACACACACACUGCACAAACACACACACACUGGACACACACACAAACACUGGACACACACACACACACUCUGAACAAACACAUACACACACUGGACUCACACACACACUGGACAAACACACACACACGUACACACUGGACAAACACAAACACACACACACUGCACAAACACACACACACUGGACACACACACAAACACUGGACACACACACACACACUCUGAACAAACACAUACACACACUGGACAAACAAAAACACACACACACACACACACACACUGGACAAACAAAACACACACACACACUGGACAAACACACACAUACACACACACAGUGGACACACACACACAGUGGACAAACACACACACAGUGGACACACACACACAGGACACACACACGCACACACAGGACACACACACACACACACACACACACUGGCUGGACAAAACACACACACUGGACACACUCUGGACACACUCUCACACACACACAUGCACGAGGACCUCUUCCAAUUAAACAUUUAAACUCUUAUAAUAACACCAUUAAAAUGUGAUAAUUUGAUGUAUGGAUGUAUUGUACUUUUCAUAAUAAAACAUACUUGAAACAAGAAAA
Molecule: messenger RNA, 2064 nt
Organism: Oncorhynchus keta (chum salmon)
Lineage: Eukaryota; Metazoa; Chordata; Actinopteri; Salmoniformes; Salmonidae
Product: stonustoxin subunit beta-like
Exons: 3
Coding region: 203-751 (182 amino acids)
Molecular function (GO): protein binding
Source: RefSeq, a predicted model, not a curated record